Phytophthora nicotianae INRA-310 is the source of this 1653-nucleotide messenger RNA. RefSeq lists its product as hypothetical. Gene Ontology annotation, molecular function: cysteine-type endopeptidase activity. Gene Ontology annotation, cellular component: lysosome. The record is from RefSeq and is a predicted model, not a curated record. The transcript has a single exon. Lineage: Eukaryota; Oomycota; Peronosporomycetes; Peronosporales; Peronosporaceae. The coding region runs from base 1 to 1548 and encodes 515 amino acids.
AUGAAGCCGAUCACUUUAAUCACAACUUUAGUUUUUGCAACUUCAAUGCUUGCAGUGGUGCCUGUCAAUGCGCGUCCGAUGCACGCCGGUAUCAACUACCAGCGUUAUCUCACCGAGAUUGACACCAUUAAAGCUGAGACGGACGAAUGGAAAGCUAUGUUUGAGAAAACAUGCAAAGAGAACAAUUGGAUGCCUGAAUAUUCAACCGAAGAGCGCAGUUCAGUCGAUCAGGACGAAGAUUUGCGUCAGCGUAUCUUCAUGAGCAAGCAGGAUGUCCUGGAGGCACAAGCUGGGAACCCCAACGCCAAUUUCUCGAUCAUGACGCCGUUCUCGGCACUCACCAAGGAGGAGUUCGCUGCGAAGGUUCUCAAUUCAUACGUUCGAGGCAACACAACAAGGCAAACUCCUACUCCGUCGCCAGCGCCACCCAAGCGAUCGCUUCGUCAGCAGGAAACAUACACCUUUACGAGCAUGCAGGAUAUGAUCAACUCUCUGAUGCAAAGUCUUCAGCAGCAAAUGGGAGGCUCCUGGUCGAUCGCGACAGUGAAACCUGCCACCGACAACACGGACACUUCGACUGCCAAGCAGUGGCAUUGGACAAUCCCCGCUACCUUUCCAACAGUCGCACCGACCCCAGUCGCCCCAGCUCCAGCUCCUAACACUCCACCUCCAGCUCCUGUCACUCCGGCACCGGCUCCUGUCACUCCGGCACCGACUCCAGCACCGACACCAGCUCCGACUCCAGCGCCAACCCCAGCGCCAACCCCAGCUCCGAUCCCUGUUACAGCAAAGCCAAAGACUGCAGCUCCAAGGACUUACGCUCCUGUAACACCUGCCCCCGUGGUGGAGCCCUUGACCAAGAAACCUUCAACUCCGGUCCGAACCGAGAAGGCCGUUCUCAACUCUGCUAACUCGGUCGACUGGUCUGCUACCAAGUGCAUGUCUCCUGUCCAGAGUCAAGGUCAAUGUGGUUCCUGCUGGGCGUUCGCUUCGGUUGCUGCAGUGGAGUCGCUCCAAUGUAUCAAAAAUGGUCAAUCAGAGAUCAACAAAUACUCGGAGCAGCAAUUGGUAGGGUGUGACUCUCAGAACAUGGGCUGUGGCGGUGGUGCUCCGGUGUACGCUUACGAGUACAUCCAGAAGAACGGACUUUGUUCAGAGAGCGCUUAUCCGUACACUUCCAGUAAUGGUGGUGGAGUGUCUUGCAGUGCCAGUUGCUCGAAGAGUCAAACGGGAAUCACAGGCUACGAACGCAUCAACGAGGGCGACGAAGCUGGUCUCGUUGACGCUCUCAAGUCACAGCCGGUUGUCGUGGCGGUUGCCUCGGGUAACGCAGCGUGGAAGCAGUAUACUGGUGGUGUCAUGACCACUUGUGAAACUACCCAAGUGGACCACGCUGUGCUCGUGGUGGGCUAUGACGACAACACUUUCAAGGUCCGAAACUCGUGGGGUGAGAACUGGGGAGAGGCUGGGUAUGUGAGAAUGGCACGCAGCUCGUCCGGUAUGGGUACCUGCGGCAUGCUCACCGACAUGUCUCGUCCGAAGAUGUAGACACCGGGUACACGAAGCAUUGUCUUUGUCAUAAAUGUAGAUGCGUCAAAAAGCGAGGAAAACUCUAACCUGUAAAUAAUAGUACACAACGUCAUUGUUCUCAAU